Nothoprocta perdicaria is the source of this 436-nucleotide messenger RNA. RefSeq names its product ribosomal protein L11 (gene RPL11). The transcript is spliced from 4 exons. Gene Ontology annotation, cellular component: cytosolic large ribosomal subunit; ribosome. The annotation marks the transcript as partial. Lineage: Eukaryota; Metazoa; Chordata; Aves; Tinamiformes; Tinamidae. Gene Ontology annotation, molecular function: RNA binding; structural constituent of ribosome. Gene Ontology annotation, biological process: translation. The record is from RefSeq and is a predicted model, not a curated record.
CUUGCAGCGCGGUACACCGUGAGGUCCUUCGGCAUCCGGAGGAACGAGAAGAUCGCCGUGCACUGCACGGUGCGCGGCGCCAAGGCCGAGGAGAUCCUGGAGAAGGGGCUGAAGGUGCGAGAAUAUGAGUUGAGGAAAAACAACUUCUCCGACACUGGCAACUUUGGCUUUGGAAUCCAGGAGCACAUUGAUUUGGGGAUUAAAUACGACCCCAGCAUUGGCAUCUACGGCUUGGACUUUUACGUGGUGCUGGGCAGGCCUGGCUUCAGUAUUGCUGACAAGAAACGCAGGACUGGCAGCAUUGGAGCCAAGCACAGGAUUGGAAAGGAGGAAGCCAUGCGCUGGUUCCAGCAGAAGUAUGAUGGCAUCAUCCUUCCAGGCAAAUAAGCAAUUCCUGAAAUGAAAAAAAAAGCAAAUAAAGUUUUCUAAUGCCUAA